Molecule: messenger RNA, 1347 nt
Organism: Capsella rubella
Lineage: Eukaryota; Viridiplantae; Streptophyta; Magnoliopsida; Brassicales; Brassicaceae
Product: deSI-like protein At4g17486
Exons: 3
Coding region: 229-954 (241 amino acids)
Biological process (GO): protein deubiquitination
Molecular function (GO): deubiquitinase activity
Source: RefSeq, a predicted model, not a curated record
CUCAAACAACACAACUUACGCCUUUUUGCUUAAGCCCACAAUACCACUUUCUCAGAAACUUCAGAAAACAGUUGAGAGGAAGAAGAAGAAGAUGAAACGACGAAGAACCCUUUUAUAAAGUUUCAAUCUUUGAAUCCAAGAUCUGCCCUUUCAUCUCCGGCUCUCAAGCUUUCCCGAUCUUGUGAUGUAUUGAGAGAGACAGAGACAGAGACAGAGACAGAGAGAGAGAUGUUGUGCUUUAAAGGUUCGGUUAAGCGGAAGAAGCAAUCCGGUUCUGUUCCGGUUUAUCUGAAUGUCUACGAUCUAACACCUAUGAAUGCUUAUGGUUAUUGGCUUGGACUUGGUGUCUUUCACUCUGGUGUUGAAGUUCAUGGAGUUGAGUAUGCAUUUGGAGCACAUGAAUCUUCAAGCACAGGUAUAUUUGAAGUGGAGCCGAAGAAAUGUCCCGGUUUCACGUUUAGGAAAUCGAUUCUUGUUGGGAAAACAGACUUGGUUGCGAAAGAAGUCCGAGUUUAUAUGGAGAAACUAGCUGAAGAGUAUCAAGGGAACAAGUACCAUCUCAUUACAAGGAACUGCAACCAUUUCUGCAAUGAAGUUUGUAUUAAACUUACUCAGAAAUCGAUUCCUAGAUGGGUGAAUCGACUUGCUCGCUUAGGGGUUCUCUGCAAUUGCGUGUUACCACCGCGUUUAAAUGAGGCGAAAGUGAGGCGGAUAGGAAAAGGGGAGCUUUCGGAAAGCGAGAAGAAGAAACUAAGAAACCGAUCAAGAUCAGGUCCAUUACUCUCUUCUUCGUCCUCUUCUUCGACACCUGAUAAUCAUCGUUCACACAUUCGAGCAAAAUCAGCGGGUAGUAAUCAACCUUCUUCUUCUUCUACUACUUCAUCAAGUUCUAAGAAAAACCAAAGACCUAGAGCUCAAGACAAGAAGUCGCCAAGCGUAAGCGUCAAGACUUGAUUCUUAUCAUAUCAUUAUUUUGAAACAUUUGAUUAUUGUUUAUGAAAAAAAGGAGGAGACAAAGUAUAAAGACAAAAGACGAAACAGAGGAACAUGACAAGCAAAGUAUCAAUCAUACAUGAGCAUGCUCGUGCUUUUGUUCUUGAAGACCUUUAAAAAACCUUUUUGGGUGUGUGUAGAUCAUUUUUCUUGGUACAAUUUGCUUAUAGGACAGAGAGAGAGGUUAUGAGUAUGUACAAAAAGAACAUGAUUCAUAUAUUUUUCUACUGUUUAUCUCUCAUUUUUUGUUUCUUUAUUCCAAAGUCUUCUACACAUUGAUCCUCUUUGUGGUUAUCUCUUUUGUUUUUGAUAACAGAAAUGAUAAUGAAAUGGUAAUGAUGCCUGAUUAUAUAA